AGCUUUUAAAUUAUCUGUGCUCAAUUCUUGAAUUGUUUUUGUAUAUACUAUCUCCUAGUUAGCUAUAGCAAACUAUAAGUUGAAUAAAUCUUAGCUAGGUGCCUAUAAUUUAUGUUAUGAAGAGAAGAUAAUAACAAUAGAUUUUAUCCAUUGCAAGUUAAGCUAGAAUUAGCUAUAUUUUCCUUCACAUUUUUAUAUUGUAUCUUAUAUUGUAUGGUUUUUCAACUUAUAGGUGGAUAUGUAAGGUUUAAAUUCUUCAAGAACUUUUUGAUCCAAACGAGAUAUAUUUGGAAAAAAAAUCGUGAGAACUAAUUUUCCCAAAGUUGACAAAAACAGGCAAAUAAUUAGCUACACAGAUUUUGUGUUUUCCAGCAAUUCACGUUUGUGGUACCAUCUUGUUUGUUUUGAAGUUUGAUUUGAACUAAUUAAAAGUUUUGAUGUAGACCAUGACCCCUUGCCCCAUCCCAGUGUCAUGAAACCAACUUUUUGCGCUCAGCCUCAACCGGUUUUCCACGAUGCAGAUUAUUCCAUGCAAAAGCGGGUCAGCUUUGCUUUAGAUUUUGUCCGGAUAUUUUCGAGAUCCACACGCGAUACAAGUAGGGAACACUGUGCUACUGGAAAUGUGGUGUUGUAAACACGUAUUUCAUACAGUUUAUAUAGGAGGGUUAAUGCCAAUACUAACAAAAAUUUCAGUCAUGCUCUCACUGCUUGAUUUUUUUGUGCUUACUUCAACUUGAUAUGUUUACGGGAAGUGAAGGUAUAACCUUAACGCGGCGAAUUUUUAAGGUGAUGUAUUUGUUUGUUAAGAUAAUGUAUUUGUUUUCAUUAAAAGAAAUGAUAUUUGUACGAAAGAAUUCAUUAUAGAUCUCUUAUACUUUAAGAUGAUAACAAAACAAAAUAAUAGUGCGCAGGUGUGCAGGGGAUUUGAAAGUCGAGAAUAUUUUAGUGUUCAAAAGAAAUUGAUAAAAAGGACGGAGUCUAAUGAAAUAUUUUUUAUUAGAUUAAAAUCUAAAAACAUGUAUUUCACUUUUGUUAAGAUCUUAAAAUCGCAUGUAAAGUAAGAAAGACGAUCAAGAGAACAUGACAAACAGUUGUAUUUCAGAUAUUUGGAAUCGGGAGAGUCGACUGCCCACAGUUGCAAUAGUUGUCGCCUUUAAUACUGUUUCUUGUGUCAUUGGAGUGUGUGGAAAUGCAAUGAUAGUUUUUCCACUGAUGGCAAGCAAACGCCGCAUAAUAUUUGUAUCGAUGUGCUUGUCCAAUAUAGUUGUUUCUUUGAUAGAAAUUCCUUUAAUUAUGAAGAUACUGACUACAAGAAGUGCGUGUAACGUAAAAGUAUUAGCGCAAAUGUUUUUACUUUUUGACAUUUUAAAAACGAUGCUGGAGACUCUAUUGUGUGGUUUGCGAGAAUGCAUAAAAAUGAAGAAUAAACAACUCUACAAUAGAUUCACUUCAAGUCAUGCUCCUUAUGUUAUUAUACUGCUAAGUUGGAUGGUUCCAAUUAUACUCUCCUUAGCAUUGUUUCACAUGCAGUCGACAAAGUUUUACUUUAUUUUUGCAUCUGUGUACCUUCUUUAUGUUGCACUAAUGAUAGCUGUUACAUUAAAGGCCUUCAAAUUAUUCAAAAUUCAAGCAUCAAAACAAGACAAAACUUUAAACAGCGCUAGAAACAGUUAUUAUCGCUCAAGCAAAACAUUUAAAAUUACUGCAAUAAACAGUACACUGAUUGGACUGUACCUUUUAACAGCUCUUUUGUGGUCAAACUUGCAAAGGAACAUAAACGGAGCGCUGGGGGAACUAUAUAUUUGGACAUUAACAUUGUUGAACUUUCAUGUGACUAUAUUACCUUUAUUGUCAAAUCCUCAAUUUAUUAAAACUUUUUACUUAGAGCAUGUUUUACACCCAAAUGUCGUCCACCCACAAAACGUUAGAAAGAAUCUCGAGUUCGAUCACCAUGCAGUUGACACAACACUAUUCAGGAAUGUUAGUCACCAAAGGGAAGCGCGGAUUAAACGUUGGAACAACAAUCCCGAUAUCAAGACAGAAGUAGUUGAUUCUCGAUAUUCAGCUCGUGUAAAGGUCGAAGAUCUUCGCAAUUCAUAUAUAUCAAACUGCCACACUAAAUGCAUGAUACUUGGAUAGAUUGUAAAAGAACAAGCAGUAUGCGAUGAAAAUUGCAAUAUCUAAUCCUGUAAAUGCAAACAGCUGCUUUUUUAUGCCGCAUUGGUCAGGAUGGGAAAAGACAUUAUUAUGAACUAAGAACUGCCCAUUACUUCUUGUCAGACAAAAUAAAAAUAAUUAUGGUAUUGUACAACCCAAGCCAGGUCCUACAGCACGUUUCUCCGUUUCUCCAAAUACUUUCUCACACUUCCAAAUACAAACAACCUGUGUGUUUGUAUUUGGAGAGGGAGGGGGGAGGGGGGCUCCCAUCCCGAGGGUUUUUUUUUAAUUUUUUUUGUUAAUUAUUAUUGCGUUUUCUAGAAAUGCAGAUUUCUGAAAAUGUGUAUUUUACAGAUGACCGACUUUUUAAAAACAUUCUACCUAUUUCUUGUGAAAUAGUGACUUUGAGCCAAUUACACAAAGUAUUGGUACUAUUCUUUUCACGAAAUCUUUGUCGAACUUAGUUAAGACAUAAAUUUUUAGGACGUACAAAUGUGAUAAAAAUGCCUCCAUACUUGUGUAGUUGCACAUUUGUAAGGUUGAUGUUCACUAUCAAAAUACGCCUGGGAUCUAAAAAUAUUCUAUUUUGUUAAAUUGUGGAAUUAUCCGAAAGACAAAAAAAUCCUGGCGGUGAGGUUGAUCGUGGGAGUGUUGAAACUCAUAUCUGCGGAACGCCUAAAUGGUUUGGCAAAAGUUGUACUUAGUAAUUUUUUGUGCCAACAAUUAUUAAAAAGACACAUGAUGCAUUUCUGUUUGUUGUUAUUCACACAGCUCAGGCUACAAUUUUUGUAAACAAAUACCAAUGUAGUGUGUGUUUUUUACCGCUAUAUCUAAGGGGUCGCCCGUCCU
This is a messenger RNA of Hydractinia symbiolongicarpus, 3006 nucleotides long. RefSeq lists its product as uncharacterized. NCBI's taxonomy places the organism in Eukaryota, Metazoa, Cnidaria, Hydrozoa, Anthoathecata, Hydractiniidae. Bases 1081 to 2139 code for a protein of 352 amino acids. The transcript has 2 exons. The record is from RefSeq and is a predicted model, not a curated record.